AUAGCAUCCGGCUGGCGGCUGCGGCGCCGACAUGCGCCCGCUGCUCGGCCUCCUCCUGGUCUUCGCCUCCUGCACCUUCGCCCUGUACUUGCUGUCGACGCGGCUGCCGCGCACGCCGAGCCGGGGCUACGCGGAGGAGGCGGAAGGCAGGUCACUGUGGUUCCCUUCUGACCUGGCUGAGCUGCGGGAGCUCUCUGAGGUUCUUCGCGAGUACCGGAAGGAACACCAGGUCUACGUGUUCCUGCUCUUCUGCAGCGCCUACCUCUAUAAGCAGGCCUUUGCCAUCCCUGGCUCCAGCUUCCUGAAUGUGUUAGCUGGUGCCUUGUUUGGACCAUGGCUGGGCCUCUUGCUAUGCUGUGUGUUGACCUCAGUGGGUGCCACAUGCUGCUACCUGCUCUCCAGCAUUUUUGGCAAACAGCUGGUGGUCUCCUACUUCCCUGAUAAAGUGGCCCUGCUGCAGAGGAAGGUAGAAGAAAACCGAAACAGCUUGUUUUUUUUCUUGCUGUUUUUGAGACUUUUCCCCAUGACGCCAAACUGGUUCUUGAACCUCUCGGCCCCAAUUCUGAACAUCCCUAUUGUGCAGUUCUUCCUCUCGGUUCUUAUGGGUUUGAUCCCAUACAAUUUCAUCUGUGUGCAGACAGGCUCUAUCCUGUCAACCUUAACCUCCCUGGAUGCGCUCUUCUCCUGGGAAACAGUCUUUAAGCUGCUGGCCAUUGCCUUGGUAGCCUUGGUUCCCGGAACCCUCAUCAAAAGAUUUAGCCAGAAACACCUGCAAUUGAAUGAAGCAAGCAGUGCUAAUCAUAUAAAUAAUAGAAAAGUCACGUGAUCGGGGUUUUCUGCCUGCCUUGUACUUGGACUCUAAGGCACGUUUGUAGAAUGGGUGCACUUGUCUACAGCCCCUCAUUGUUCCAUCAGUCAUCCUCCAUAGGUAGUUUGGACACUGUUCAUCUGUGUGCAGUGACUCAUCAUGGCAGUCUACCCUGGAUGAUGGAUUGUAUCAGGUUCUGGAAGCAGCCCUGGGUUAGCAGGACACUGCAAAAUGGAUAGCCUCCUAGAAAUCCUGUUUCUGUGGGGUUUUGACCAGCUAAGAACUCACAAGUGUUUCCUGCCUACCUUUGAGCUGCCUUGGGAGAAACUUCUGAUUGUCCAGGCUGCCUGUUUUGCCAAGUGACAGGCAGCAGUGACAGGUUCUGUUAAGCCCGGUGGAUGCUGUUGGCUUCAGUAAUGACACAUGGCUCACACCACUGACAGUGCUCAACGUCUUCUGUUAGUCUCUGACAGAAUGUUUCUUUUGUCCUUUUUUGUUGAUGAUCUACCUCUUCCAUAAGCCAAGGGAAAUAAGCUGAGGAGCUGCCUAGGGCUUCCCACGCUAGUGCACAAUGGUUUCCCUGAUGCUCCUGUGUUCAGAUGCACUGAUGUCACUGUGUAUGUCAAAUCUUAUGGUUGCAUGUUCUGACAAUUAAGCAGAAUACCAACAGACUAUUAAAUAUGAAUGGAACAAAUGCUA
Ochotona princeps (American pika) is the source of this 1507-nucleotide messenger RNA. RefSeq names its product transmembrane protein 41A (gene TMEM41A). Lineage: Eukaryota; Metazoa; Chordata; Mammalia; Lagomorpha; Ochotonidae. Bases 32 to 826 code for a protein of 264 amino acids. The transcript has 5 exons. The record is from RefSeq and is a predicted model, not a curated record.